Molecule: messenger RNA, 630 nt
Organism: Suhomyces tanzawaensis NRRL Y-17324
Lineage: Eukaryota; Fungi; Ascomycota; Pichiomycetes; Serinales; Debaryomycetaceae
Product: 5-formyltetrahydrofolate cyclo-ligase
Exons: 1
Coding region: 1-630 (209 amino acids)
Biological process (GO): folic acid-containing compound biosynthetic process; tetrahydrofolate interconversion
Cellular component (GO): mitochondrion
Molecular function (GO): 5-formyltetrahydrofolate cyclo-ligase activity
Source: RefSeq, a predicted model, not a curated record
AUGUCUUCUAUCGCUUUAAAAGACGCAAAAUUGCAAUUGAGGAAGUCGAUAAAAUCACAACUACAGCACAUCUCACAGGAAUCUCUACGUACUCAAUCAGUCGAGGUAUUGAAGAGGUUACGGGAGCAUCAACCGUUUGUGGAUGCUAAGAGGAUAGCUCUUUAUAUGAAUAUGCCCCAUCUGGAAAUACAGACCAACUCGAUAAUCCAGACAUGUUUUGAGAUGGGAAAAAGAGUAUAUUUACCGAGAUGCAACACUAUAGCCAAGGAAGGAAGGAAGAAGAAUCACCUAUCGAUGUUGGAAAUGAAAAGUUAUGACGACGUUUUGAGGUUGAAACCGCAAGGAAAGUACCAGCUUCUCGAGCCUACAGAGGGGCCAGACAUCAUGGAAGAAGAAGGUGGCAAGCUAGAUGUUAUAAUAGUGCCUGGUGUUGCCUUCACCAGCGAAAAGCAGCGGAUCGGCCACGGUGCUGGUUUCUACGAUGAGUUUCUUGCCACAUACUACACAAACAAGCACACGUCACCCCAUCUUAUUGGAAUAGGGCUUCGUGAGCAAUUGGUGGGUAUAAUUCCCAAAGAGAAGCACGAUUGGGAUCUUAAUACAUUGAUCAUUGCGGACACCGUCUACUAG